Molecule: messenger RNA, 669 nt
Organism: Pelagomonas calceolata
Lineage: Eukaryota; Pelagophyceae; Pelagomonadales; Pelagomonadaceae
Source: the annotation of a GenBank genome assembly
AUGGAGCGCAUCCGCUACCACGUCCCGGAGGACGGCGACGACGCGGCGCACCCCAACGUCUUCGAGCUCGUGAGCGAGGGCGCGGUGCGCGUCGGCGACGUGCGGCGCCACUUCCCGCUGCCGGGCCGCUUCCACCUCCGGUUCCGGCGGCGCGUCGCGGGCCUCGAGGUCUGGGCGGACGCGGCCGACGACGCGGCGCCGGCGCCGCGCCUGGCGGGGCGCAUCCUCGUCAAGGCGAGCCGCCUCGCGGGCGACGCGGCGCGCGCGCCGGCGCGGCCGCCGCCGUCGCCGCGGCGCGCGUCGGCGCCGCCGCCAGCGCGGCCGCCGCCGCCGCCGCCGCCGCCGCCGCGGGAGACGAACCUGCUGGGCCUCGGCGAGGCGUCGCCGCCGGCGCCGCGCGCGGAGCCGAACCUGCUCGGGUCGCCGCCGAUCUCGCGGUCGGAGCCCAACCUGCUGGGCCUCGACGCGCCGGCCGCGGACUCGCUGAACAUGUUCGCCGGCCUCGACGCGACGGCGCCAGCGCCGGCGCCGGCGCCGAUGCAACCGAACAACGCGCCGGACCCGUUCGCGGCGCCGCCGCCGCCACGCCGGUCGAGCGCGCCGCCCCCGAAGGGGACCUUCGACGCCUUCUCGGACUUCAAGCUAUGACCUAACUUGUGUUUACUAGUA